AUGAAGAAUCAGCUGGAAGAAGCCAUCAACUUUUCCUCUUCUACCUGUGUUUUCUCUGAAGCAGAUGAAGCCAGUGCCACUAGAGCCGUGCUGGAUUUGAAGCUGGAAAAUCCAGAUUGGGACAUUCAUGUGGUGGCGUCACUCCUUACCAGGAAUCACUGCGACAAUCAAGACUUGUGCCGACAAGUCAAUCCCGGGGACAAGUACCUCAUGAUGCUCAUGGCGGGAGUCAAGGGGUGGUUUCUGGAGGCAGAGCCGGACUAUGAAGCAUUGGGAAUCGAUCGCACAGCCAGCAAUAUUCAAUCCACAGAACUCUUUCCAGACAAUGCUCAUGGGGGAAAUCAGGUGGCAAGAGAAUUCUGCCGCAUUGGAGCAUCCAUUGCACCUGCCAACAUUGCCGUUUUAUAUGGACCAGAGGAAGCUGCACACUCCACCAUACGAAUCCAAAGUUUUACGGAUGGAUUGCAAGAGUAUUGUGCUCACGAUAACCACACCAUUAAGUACUCAUACCAUGCCGGAUGGAGUGCUCAAACCGCUGCCAAAAUCAUGUCACCCAUUUUCUUUAGAGAUGCUUCCAUCGAUGCUGUCAUUGCAGCUAAUGAUGACAUGGCGCUUGGUGCACUCGUAGCAGCCAGAGAAAUGCAACCAGAUAGGAGAUUGCUCGUUGCGGGAUACGAUGCCAACCCCUACACGUGGCCACUCCUACAAACGGGGGCCAUGUUUGCCACGGUCGAUCAAAUACCUCCCACUGGACUCAUACACACACUCACAAAUCUACUCAGUGACAAGGCCAAUGGAGCCGCAGACUUUGGAGCACCCACAAACUGCUCACUCUCGCCCGACGCCACAUGCACUCUAGACGAUUACAACAUGAUCCAGGCUGCCGUAUGGCAAGACCUCACCACUCAACUCAGCAGCACGGUAUCCACACCUGUCAACCUAGAAGUCAAGGAUCAAUCGUCACUCUUGCUCCGAGAAAGACUCCAACUUUACAACAGAGCGGUACGACCACCCAAUCCUGCGGGAACACCCACGCCCGUACGAGCCAGAAUGGUAGAAACAAACGUACUCGAACUAUACACGGGCGCCAGUUCCAUCCUCGCACAAGGCGUACUCGUCAUGACAUGGGUCGAUACCAGACUCGCAUGGAGUCAAACCGUCUACCCAAAUAUCGAAUACAUCCACCUAAGUAUCGACAAAAUAUGGAGUCCCGUCGUUACACUCAGCAAUCUACUCAAAUCGGGCGUCACCGUACCCAUGACCGAUAUACAAACCACACUCUAUCCCGACGGAACCGUAUUGUGGAAACAAACGGUCAAUACAGGAGAAUUUCAUUGCAGUACUAUCGAGGAUGAAAUUUUGAAAUUCCCCUUUGAUCCGCAGAAUUGUGGUAUCGAUUUGACAUCCUAUUCGGUGACAGAGGUCACGCUUGUGGCCAACGAGGACGACUUGGAAAUCGUGGUGUCGAACAACGAUUGGUUUCAGGGACCUUCCGACGUUUCCGUUGUCAAAGGAGAUGGAUACGAGACAAUCAAAUAUCGGGUUGACAUGGAUCGGGAUCCAUUGUUCACAGUCCUCAGCAUCAUUGUCCCAUCCUUUCUACUCAACACGAUCUCUUUUGCCCAGCAUUGGAUUCCAACUCGAACGGGCUCCAUCAAUCUCGAUAGGGGAGGCAUGGCUAUUACGACAAUCUUGGCCGCUCUGGCCCUUCGGGAUACCAUGGUGGCAGAAGUUGGCAAUGCGUUCACCCUCCUGGAUUUAUUCUUGCUCGUAUCUUUGGUCUUUCAAUUUAUGGGAUUCUUAAUCACAACCUACGAGUCCAGUUAUGGCCGAAUCAAAACAGCAAAGAACGACAACGAGUUGGGGUGGGGCGAUAGACUUGGGAAAGUGGUCACUCCAAUUGUAUUUGGCCUGUUCUGCUUUUCCCUGUCCAUCUACUGGGGAGACGGGCUGUGGAUUCUCUCAUACCUGGGCGCGAUACUCGUUGUGCUUUCGGGUUACCUUGGACGAAGAGAUCGAGAGCUUUUCAAACAAAAAAUGGCACAGAGAUAUGAGAAAUCGAAACUCAGCCGUCAGUCUCGACGGAAGGCUCUGCUACUGGCACGAAGUUAUUACAGCAGCGACGAGGAUGAACACAGCAGCUCCACAGAUGGUGGUGUUUAUCUAAAAAAUCUAGAAGAAUUCAACAGGCGCUUCGCGAAAGGAGAGCGUUUGCAAACUGAGGACGAAAGUACUGUGGCCCCGGACCCUCAAGAUUCAUAUUCCAGGAGAGCCACCCUCUUUCGUAAUGAAAUGUCCACGAGAGAGAACUCUGACAGAGCCCGGUUGCGACCAACCCUACGCAAGUAUCAAUCCACCUACUUUGGAGAUUCCAACACCGGCUCCGAAUUCGAAGUACCCGUGGAGCCGCUGAAAAGAACAGUUACGGGUCCGAUGCGAACAAGCUCUUUCCGUUCUGAUGAUACCAAUGAAGACUCUUUCAGGAGCAGAAUGCCCCCGCGUCCACGUUUCCGAAAGUAUCAAUCUACCUUCUUUGGAAACUCUGGUGAUCUUGGAAUGGACACAGACCAGUCAGUUAGGAGAGCCUUGACUGACCCAAUGGCAAACCCAAUGGACAUAUCAACAACAAGCGAUGUAGAAGUGGCCGUGGCCCCGCUGAAGCGAUCAAUUACCAACCCUCUGAAGAGUGCCCUAAAAAGGUCGUCCACGUCCACUCUGACCACGCGCUUCUCCAUGACGGACAGCAGUUACAAAAGUGAAGUGUCCAAUGGGGUGGGUCGAGCCUCAAACCUCAUGGGCGGAAGCGACCACAAUGACGGAAGGAGAAGGGUAGUGGAUGGAGGUGAUUCGGGAGUAGAACGAAGCCCUUUCCUGGCCCGCGCCUCAAAGGGGAGCCGUUACUCCAGGAGCAGGCUGAUAAGUGAGCAAAACGACUCAAGGAGUAAACUGGCGAGUGAGGCAAAUAGCGACAAUGGGCAACGAAAGCCGAGCCGCUUCUCGAGAGGAAAGCAACUUGGUGAAAAGAACGUUGAUGUGGAACGACGCCCUUUCCUAGGUCGUGUUUCGAGAAGAAAGCUUGACGACAGUGAGACGUCCAACACCGAACAACGAAUCCCAGAGUUGGAAAUUAGACCCCAAGAAGAUGAACACGAAGCUGCCUUGAUAAUCCAAAGAGCGUUUCGAGCAUAUCGAGAACACCCAAGCCGCAGGGCAUCUAAAACGCUCACACUCAGUCUGAUUUCUGGGAUAUAUGAUGCAUCUCUCUCCUUGAACUGA
Molecule: messenger RNA, 3276 nt
Organism: Seminavis robusta
Lineage: Eukaryota; Bacillariophyta; Bacillariophyceae; Naviculales; Naviculaceae
Source: the annotation of a GenBank genome assembly